GGUGGCGAUGGAUACAACUUCAACAUCACCGUGAUUCUCCAGUUCCAUCCCAUUAUCAUCACAAGAGCGGAUCAGGGACUCGAAGUGAGCUGCUUCUAUCAACAGCCGCUGUCUCCCCAGGAGAUCACUCGGGUUGCAAAGAAUAUAGCGCUGAGCAAACAUCUCCGAUUUUGCACUUACCGUAUUCAUAGGUAUUCUCCCACACAAUGUGUCGCUUUGGACGCCAAAGUUGGCGAGACGUUGUUCCAUAAAUGGCAGUGCGAUAGCCUAGGACCGGAACUAAGUUUUUUCGUCUCUUUCAGAUGUGAAAUCGAUCAUCACUUCCUCGAAACGCCCAACUAUUCUCGACUGGGCCACCCGCAAGAGGAAACCUACGUAUUUCAGGAGAUGUCAGUAUUCAAGUUCCCAGGCGAAGGAGAUGUGUACUUCCAAUGCAAGAUAUCACUGUGUGAUAUGGAAGGCGGAACAAUGCCAUGCACUAAACAAGUGCCGCCUCGAUGCUCGAAAAGGACUCCAAAGAUUGCAUUCCGUGAGAAGCGUUCUGCUUCCCCAACCGAUUCACAAUCGUUGCCGGUACCGCCGAUUCUGAAUGUCGAUCAAACAGCUGGAAACCCAUCAAGGAUGAGAUCUCGGCGAAAUAUCGCUCAGACCAAGAAGGGUUUCUACAUGACACUCGAUGUGGAGACCAGGUGA
Molecule: messenger RNA, 693 nt
Organism: Cooperia oncophora
Lineage: Eukaryota; Metazoa; Nematoda; Chromadorea; Rhabditida; Trichostrongylidae
Source: the annotation of a GenBank genome assembly